UAAGAUUCUUCUUUUUUUUUAAAACGAGUCAUCCAAUUGAAUCCAUCCGUAGAAUCGGCUCACAAGCACGAACCGAGUGUAUUGCCUUUUUUCUUUAGUUAUUUUUAUUUCACUGUUGUCCUAUUUGACCUGUAGAUCUCGUGAAUGAACAACGUGAAGUAUGAAACAGUGGGUUACUGCAGCCUAAUGUGGAUAGAUACUGAGAUUCACUGAGCGGUGAAUCGAACGAAUCAAAACAUGCGCAGACCGAUUCUUUGAAAGAAUCGAAUCAGCGAAAAGAAUCACAAUAGCCAUCGGUACAGAUGAAUGGGCAGGCGGUGUUUGUUGUUACCUCAGAACGGUGAACCGAGGGAGCAGCGAGGCUUUUUUCCUGGCCUCGCUAGCUUACCCGAAAACAACAAAACCAGCCCAAAAUCAGGAAAGAAAACCCCCCACAGCCUUUUCACACGCUCUUAACCGCAACCGUCGGCGUGUUGUCUUGACAUGAAAAUGAAGUUCACCGCUUGUUCUCGGCGGCGGCGAGCUUUGAUCCAUGGAUGUCGUUUCCGCCUUUCGCUUUCAGACAGCAGCCAAGCGGAUGCGCCUCUUCCCUCUGAUGCGGUUCCAUUUUAUGGAUUCUGAUUGGACUAUGGACUAUGAGAGGCCAAAUGUCGAGACCAUCAAGUGUGUGGUUGUCGGGGACAACGCAGUGGGAAAGACCCGGCUCAUCUGUGCCCGGGCUUGCAAUGCCACCCUGACCCAGUACCAGCUGCUCGCCACACAUGUUCCCACUGUCUGGGCCAUAGACCAAUACAGAGUGUGCCAGGAGGUUCUAGAGCGAUCUCGGGAUGUGGUGGACGACGUCAGCGUGUCCUUGCGACUCUGGGACACGUUCGGGGAUCAUCACAAGGACCGUCGUUUCGCUUACGGACGGUCCGAUGUUGUGGUGCUGUGUUUCUCAAUCGCUAACCCGAACUCGCUGCACCACGUGAGGACCAUGUGGUACCCGGAAAUCAAACACUUCUGCCCCAGAGCUCCUGUCAUCCUUGUGGGUUGCCAGCUGGACCUGAGAUACGCUGACCUCGAGGCGGUGAACAGAGCCCGGCGUCCACUGGCGAGGCCCAUAAAAUCCAACGAGAUCUUGCCACCAGAGAAGGGCCGUGAAGUGGCAAAAGAGCUUGGUGUCCCAUAUUACGAGACCAGCGUGGUCGCACAGUUUGGUAUCAAGGACGUAUUCGAUAACGCUAUCCGCGCCGCGCUGAUAUCACGCCGUCACCUGCAGUUCUGGAAGUCGCACUUGCGUAACGUCCAGCGGCCUCUCCUCCAAGCCCCGUUCCUUCCUCCUAAACCGCCUCCACCCAUCAUCACGGUGCCGCCUCCCCCCAGCAGCAUGGAAGAGCACCCAGGGCGUCUACUGGAGGACCCACUGUGCGCCGACGUCAUCCUCGUGCUCCAGGAGAGCCAAAGAAUCUUUGCUCACCGUGUCUACCUCGCCACGGCCUCAUCCAAAUUCUACGACCUUUUCCUGGUCGACCACCGGACUCCCGAGGACAAAAAAGAGAAAGAGCGCGCCCGGGUGCCUCUUUCCGGCCGCGAGCUGCUGAUGCGAGCCGCCAGCUUUGACGUUUGUGAGAGCAGCGACGAAAGGGAGCGAGCGAACCUGCGCGCCUGCACCAGCGACGGGACGCUUAGAGGAGGCGAAGGAGGCCGUCUGCUGCCUGCGUUCAGCCGAGCCUUUGUCAGCGUCCGGGAGGAAAUGGUGGAUGAUCCUUUGACCUUUAACUCCAGGCCAAUGACGGUGGUGCACAUGGACUCGUCCAUGCAGCCGGGGCCGUUCCGCGCUGUUUUGCGCUAUCUCUACACAGGGAAGCUGGAUGAGCAUGAGAAGCAGCUGAUGCAGGUGGCUCAUAUCGCUGAGCUUCUGGAGGUUUUCGAUCUCCGUAUGAUGGUAGCCAACAUCCUAAAUGAUGAGGCUUUCAUGAACCAGGAGAUCACCAAGGCCUUCCACGUGAGGCGCACCAACCGGAUCAAGGAGUGCCUAGUUAAGGGGACCUUCUCGGAUGUGGUGUUCAAGCUGGAUGACGGUACAAUAAUGGCCCAUAAGCCUUUGCUCAUCUCGAGCUGCGACUGGAUGGCAGCCAUGUUUGGAGGACCGUUUGUGGAGAGCUGUACUAAAGAGGUGUUGUUUCCAAACACAACCCGUAGCUGCAUGCGGGCAGUGCUGGAGUAUCUCUACACUGGUCGCUUCUGUUCGCGCCCAGACCUGGAUGCCAUGGAGCUCAUUGUUCUUGCAAACCGUCUCUGUCUGCCUCACCUGGUCGCACUAACAGAACUGUACACUGUGACUGUGCUUAUGGAGGCUGCGAUGAUGGGAGCUGAUAUUGAUGGAGAAGUACUGGUCUAUCUGGAAAUGGCUCAGUUCCACGGUGCCCACCAGUUAGCUGGAUGGUGCCUCCACCACAUCUGCACUAAUUACAACAGCGUCUGCCGCAAGUUCCCUCGUGACAUGAAGGCUAAAUCUGCAGAGAACCAGGAAUACUUUGAGAAGCAUCGCUGGCCUCCAGUCUGGUACCUCAAGGAGGACGAUCAUUACCAGCGAGCACGCAAAGAGCGGGAGAAAGAGGACUACCUGUACCAGAAACGCCAGUGUAAGCGCAAGUGGCUCUUCUGGAAUCUUCCAUCCUCACCCUCUUCCAACUCUCCGUCCUCUCCUGGGUCCUCCGCUGUCAUGUGAUUGAUCAAGGUUGAAGGCCGUAUCGAACCGCCGUUAGAUGGAAAAGCACGCAUCAGCAGUGACAGCCGUUUUGCCAAAAAUAUACAGGUUACAUCUUCUAACUACUGAGCAGGAAUCCAUACCUGGGGGGGAAAAAAAAAAGAAGAAGGUGAGCCAAAGUGUAAGACUGUUUUUUUUUUUGUUUGUUUGUUUCGUUUUUUUCCGUGAAGCUUCAAUCCCUCGUCUGUUCACGACACGGCCGGACGAGACCCAGCAGAUAAAACGUCACAGAUCACUUCAACGUACGUCAAGUUACGUUUCUGCUUUGAAACCACGUGAAAACAUCCUGGCAAAAUGGCAGACCUUGUUUUUACAGAAGGAUUUAAGACGGUUUUUAUUAUUAUUAUUAUUAUUAUUAUUAUUAUUUUUGCUUUAUGAAUAAAUCACCAGUACCCCGGUGAUGUGCUGCAUGGACUCGCAUGCAGAUAGUUACAUUAGGAUUAUCCAGUGGCACAAAUCAGUCGUCUGGGAUCACAUGAUGUACUGGCUUGUCCCGCUCUUGCGGAACGUGAAUAGUGCCCGAACGUCCCCUGACUGUGAGUUUGACGGCGAAUUGUUUAUCAUUUUCACUAGGGUCUAUUUUUAUUUUUAUUUUUAUGAUGAUCAACAUGAUAUGAUCAUUCUGAAAAGGGCUCUCGUUUUUUUUUUGUUUGUUUGUUUGUUUUUUUCCUUGUCAUAUUUGGACCCUUUGUAAUUGUUUUGCUAGCAAAAUUGGAAGUUGAUGAUGAUAAUAGCCUUGCACCUAAUAAUAGCCUAGUCCAUUGUUCAAAAUUAUUCCGAAUGAUAAUCGAAGAAGAAGAAAAAAAAGCAGCUCUGAAUACUCACCACUGUUCGUAAUCGCAAAACGCAAGACCUCAAAGACCUGAACUCCAAGAUUCAAAAGUCCGACUUACUGGAGUCUCAACAAAAAAGUGUUGGCAUCAUCACGGCGAACUCAUGAAUGCUAACCCUCCUUCUCGAGAGGCGUCCUCCUGCAAAAGUUUAGUCCCUGCCUACUAUAUCGCAUGACAUUUUUACAUGCUCCUGAGAACCACUACAUGGAUAUUAUCUUACGGACUAAACUCUGCAAGGUGGUAGACCUCCACGGACAGGGCUCAUUCUUGCUUUAUUUUGUAAACACUGCACGUCACACACUCUCACGUGAGAUAUUCAGAUAUAUUUCCACAAUAGGCUCAUGGGCAGGCCCAUGUCUAGGCCAUUUUUAUUCGAAUGUAUUUGCAAACAGUAUUACUGUCUACUGUAGAGAGCACAUCAUGCUCAUGUCUUGAUCGUUUAAAGUACGAAUUAAGCUUUAGAGCUUUGAAGUAACUGUAGAAUGUAGAAGUACAGUACAACGCAAGCAAAAAUCUGAAAACGUUUUAUCCUCGUAUGAGGUAGCGCUAAAUACGGAGAAAAACAAGAAUUUACGAGAUGUGAAAUGCCACGACGUUACACCAAGCUUUCAAAUAGAAUGCUGUUUACAUCGCAUUAGUUGUAGUUGGAACCUGUAUGAGACGGGGAUACUCCAAGCACGAUGCAUAUUAAGUAGCUUCGAAUCGAUCCACUCGGUUUUUAAUUCUCGCCCUCUAUUUAUUCCUAGCGAUAACUGAUCUGCUUAUGAUGCUGAUUACUACUCAUAGUCAUAGAAAGUCAAAGCUAUAUAAAUAUUCGUUUAUUGCAAACCUAGUGGUGCAGAUGUCUUUUCAGUGGUACAUACUUGGGUAUUCAUACAUAUCUGCCGAGUAUAUUCUAAUAAUGUGAUCUUUGCAGUAUCUGUGAGAUAAAAAUUCAGUUUGGGAAAUGUUAUUUUAUUACUUCAGACCUUCAGAGGAUGAAUGAACAGAGACUGUAUUUAGAGAGAUUUGCGCACGGGAUUACUACGUUUCAAGAAAUCAAGGUGGUAGGCACCAGCACAAACUUUGUUUACAUCAAUAAACCUUCAAUUUUUGGAAAGUAACGUCAAGAUACACAGCGUUCUCCAUACAGUGGUAGAACCGGUUUGCGCCAAGAAUUUAAACCGAAUCGAACGCCUUUUCCGAGAUUCUAGGUACCAGUGAUAAAUUCAGGAAGCGUUACACUGGACUUACCUAUCUGUCCCAAGUUGAAGAUUGAAGUAACCUCUCGUACUAGCCUUUGGACUUAAUCACUUUGGGCUAUAUUUGGUCAACAUCUGGACUUGAUGGCUAGUAUCUGCAAGGCAAACCAGAUGUUCGGCUUUGGGGAAUGUAUACAAUAACCACCUCCCGUUGGCAUGUUUCUUCAUCUAGAACCUAUGUUCCUCUAUAGAAGGGGUGUCAGACAUUGUAUUUAAUCCAAUGUCCAGGAGAAAAAAGUUUGUGAUUGCAGAAGUAUUCACCCCCCGUUUGUUUUUGUUGUUGUUGUUUUUGUUGUUGUUGGUUUUUUUUUCAGCAUGACAACGAAGAAUUAUAUAUCAUUUGCACAUUUUCUCCGUAGCUAAGGUUACUGUGUUUAUUGCUCUAUUUUGCCCCCUAGUGGAAUAACAAAUGGAAUGUUUCAGUUCAAUUACUGUCCACAAGCCCAUUCAAGAACCAUAUAUUUGACACCACUGCUCUGUAGUCAGAUUACGGCUUGAACUCUGCUCUCUAAUGCUGCAUUUGUCUAAAACUCGUAAUCCGGAAUUUCUGACCAGUUAGGGAAAAAAAACAAAGAAAAUGCCCCUCAGCUCGGAAUUCCUACUCGUCAGUUUCCUCAACCUCGAGUUCAGCGGGUCCCGUCAAAUCAACAGAGCUGCUUACAGAAUGAACACUAACCAAUGUCGUACUUCUUACCUUUAAAUAUACAAAUUUAUUCUGUAUAUACAAGUAACAUUGACUAUACAGAUUACUGUUUUGAGCAGGAGAAUAUAUAUCACUCAUCACAGUUAGAUGGCUUGCUAACAAAAUGCCGACAUGGAGGCAGCUGUGUUUUUCGUCACUGUUUUGUAGCUCAAACGCACGGAGACUGAAAAUGAUGUGGUUCUGAGGUGCAUUGAAUGUAGUGUUAAACUAGAUGGAGAAACUCAUCUAUGGAGAACCACCAACCUCAAGUGAUUCAGAGUACCUUUACAGGUUCUGUACACUACGGAUGGCUGCCACAAUUCCACUUUUAUACAAUACUAAUGGGUACACGGGAUAGCUGCCCUCAAUUCCACCCUACUUCCUGAGGAACUGUUAGUCAUCAUACUGUCUGUGAUAGAGUAUGGUUAAUAACAUGCCAAGCCUCAUUUUAAAAAGAUCUGUCCUGAAUAUCUCUCUUUUGGGGUUGUUAGAAUACAUUCAAAAAUACUGACCCAUUCAUAUUCAACCUUUAUACAUUUCUAAAACACUGGGGAAAAAGACAAAGUCUUUCGCUGUGUUGGAACUUCUAAACGAUUAACAUGAGCUAAAUUUGAGAAACUGAUCAUCUGGGUGGGGUUAAAAGUUAGGUUGGAGUAUCAGGGUUCAGGGGGUAUCAGAGAUACCAAUUCCAAAGUACAGUUUUAUAGAAAUCAAGGCAUAGUGCAAAGACUGUAACAUAUAAUUUGUCAAAGGAAGUGGUUAGGCAUGUGCAAAUACAAAUGGACUUCAUUAUCCAUCACAUGUACAGUACUGCGAAAAAGUCUUAGGCAGCCUAUUUAUUUAUUUUUUUUAGUACUAACUUUGCUAUAGAUGUUUAUUUUAUGACUUCUACAUUAUCGAGUAAAACAUUUUAGAUUCGCACGGUGGCUUAGUGGUUAGCACGUUCGCCUCACAGGGGGGUCAGGGGUUCGAUUCCUAACGUGGCCCUGUGUGUGUGGAGUUUGCAUGUUCUCCCCGUGCUGCGGGGGUUUUCUCCCCCAGUCCGAAGACAUGCAUGGUAGGCUGAUUGGCAUGUCCAGAAUGUCCAUAGUGUAUGAAUGUGUAUGUGAUUGUGCUCUGCGAUAGUCUCCAGGUUCCCUGUGACCCUGAAAAGGAUUAAGCGGUAUAGAAGAUGGAUGGACAUUUUAGAUUUCCAAACAUUAGUUUUCCAGCACAAAAUUAAACGUUACAGGAAAGCAUGUGUAUGUCAGUAAAGAAAGCAGUAUAUUAAGUGGUAAGAGACCACUUUUCAGACAAAAAACAUAAUGAACGCUGCUGGAUUUUUCUGCACAAAUAAGAAGCAAGUGCGACAACCAAAGUCUCCAGGAGAACUGUAAGCUCAGUAACACUUCCAGCUCACUUCCUUAUGAAACUCCACUAAUUCUACCUGAAGCUACUAUUUAUUUACUAUUUAUUUCCGUUGUUUCAUUAAUUACUGUUUACUGCUCUUUAUAGUAUUUUUUAAAAUGAAGAAACAUUUAAUUUCAUUCUUUUUGAAGGCAUUUCUUUGCAUGCGCCUAAGACCUUUGCCCAGUACUCUAUGUCUACGUUUCAUUGGGAUGUCCAACCAUGAUGACGAAUCCACAAGAAAAACGUUUCUUUCAAAAUCCAGCGUGUUACAUUUCUUCAUUUGUCAUCGAUAAACUCUUGAGUGAAGUACCAUGUUAUUACAUAAACAUUUUUUUUUUGUUUCUGUAUAUAAAAAAAAAGAAAGUGUUAGAGCUGUUCUUCUGGUUAGGGCUCUGUGAUUAUAACAGAAACCAACUGUUGUUUUUAUGAUUGUUAUUGUGCUAGUGAUGUCUUAAUGUGCUAAACAGAGAUGUCCGUCAACGAGUAGGAAUGAGUGUAAUUCCGCAGAUCUCUCAAAACGUUUGUUUAUAAGAAAUACUUAAUUGUUUUGCAGCAGGUGUGGUACUGAAAUAAGUGCACAGUCAGCUUUUAUUGACCGUAAUUGUAUACGUGAUUAAUUGUGAAGGUUGACCUAGUUACAUCUUGUAAUCUCUGAGACUAUUACAGAUUAAAAAAAAUACAAACUGAACUUGUACAUAAUUAAACACCACAAUGUAUAUACAUAUAUUUUUCAUGAAUCUCAGAGGAUUUUUUUUGUUGUUGUUGUUGGAGGUGGGAUGUCAACAGUCCAUCAGAUAUCAAUGGAAACUUUUUUUUUUUUUUUUAAUUUCCUUUUUUUAGCGAGAGAUUUAAAUUCAUUUGAUCUUACAGCUUUUCAAGAUCCUUUCUAAGCUCCAAGUAUUAGGGAGCCGAUGCUUACUGUUUAUGUACUAACAAAAUUAACGCAACAAUUGUAAAACGUUUUCGUUGGACGACAACAACGGUUUAGACCAGGUAAACACAUUUAGGAAUUUCUCAGUAAGUCAGCUGAAUCCAUAUCUGCUGCUGCAGUUGAGACACCCCAUGCCUUAAUGUAAAUGGUUCUCUUUUACAGUAAAGGGUUCUUUUCACUCUAUGCUGUACGUGUUUGUACUGAAACAUGGUGAAACUUUGUAAGUACCAAACAUGUUGCACACUGUAUAUCUAUUCAUCAUGUACUAGCAUCCAUACUACUAUAGCUUUGGGCCAUAGUGUGUGUUUUUGAUUGCUUUAUUAGUCGGCUUUAUUUCAAACAAAACAAAACAAAAACGCUCUUUAGAGAGAAUGCCGUUGUGAUCGAAAGGUACCAUUGUUAAAAGCCUUUAAGGCCUUAGAAAUUAGCAAAUGCCUUUUGCUGCUUCAUCCACCCCCAUGACAGCCCACGGCCCGUAAAAUCAAUGCAGGGAAUUCCACUUCUAAUUUCUCUUUCAUUAUUACUGACUCACUGAAAUGCUAUUUAACACUCCAUAGAUGCUGCAUAUCUAUAUGUUAAUAUAUACCCAGCAUAUAUAUAUAUGUGUAUAUAUAUAUAUAUAUAUAUAUAUAUAUAUAUAUAUAUAUAUAUAUAUAUAUCGAGCGGGUAACGGGAGUGUGUUAAGACUAGAAACAUAUUAUGUGCAUGUAAUAGACUUCUUGAAUGAAUGUUUAGCAUCUAACACUGCUUUACAUUUGAAUAUAAACAGUAAAAAUAAAUGCUAGCAGAUAGUUGAGCACUAUGCAGUAUAACAGGUUACUAAAUAUUAUCUACUGCACUCUGAUGCAGGUUUAGACAUUAAGACACGCUCUGACUAUAAACAUCGAUUAUAUUAAAACCAGAAUGUGUAAAAAGAGCAAAAUCCUGAAAUGUUUCCCGUGUUCUCGGUGCUAACAUACCACCACUACGAAGAAGCACAAACCAAAGGGAAAACGAGCUCCCCCAAGAGAUGUGUUUUUGCUGCACAAUCACAACUAGUUGCUCUGUCAAGGAGUCACCGAUGUUAAAUGGUUGAAUGCAAAACUUGAAUGUUUUCUCAGUAUUAGCUAGCUGAUACUGACUUUUUUUUUUAUUUGGUGUGUGGUUUAAAUUGGGGGUGGGGGUGGGGGUGGUUUGUACCUUGAAGAAAUGGAUAUCUGACAUUGUAGCAUGUAUUCUGCUGUAAAUAGUGUUGAUUUAAUAAAUCCUAAUUGGAAAAAUGGUGUUCUCCGGUUUUAUUUCUCAGCUCGUUUUGAUUGGUCAGAAAGUGCUGAUUCAUUUCCUAUAACAGCAGCUCUAUAAAUAGUGCAGGCUGUAACCCAAAUCACAGGUUUAUAUUAAUGCGCAUGCUCAAAUGCUUUAUUGUUUCUAUAGUAACAACUAUAUUUCACAAGGACUUGAAUGGCGCACGCUCUACAGUACUGUACAUAAUCUAAGACUAAUAAUAAAAAAAAAAAGAUUUAAAAAGAAAACAUGCUGUUCUUUCACCGAAAGUACAACGGAUAUGGUGGAAUUUUCUG
Ictalurus punctatus (channel catfish) is the source of this 9387-nucleotide messenger RNA. RefSeq names its product rho-related BTB domain-containing protein 2. Lineage: Eukaryota; Metazoa; Chordata; Actinopteri; Siluriformes; Ictaluridae. The transcript has 10 exons. Gene Ontology annotation, biological process: small GTPase-mediated signal transduction. The coding region runs from base 533 to 2713 and encodes 726 amino acids. Gene Ontology annotation, molecular function: GTP binding; protein binding; GTPase activity. The record is from RefSeq and is a predicted model, not a curated record.